This is a messenger RNA of Amphimedon queenslandica, 899 nucleotides long. Its product is annotated as peroxisomal membrane protein 11B-like. The coding region runs from base 16 to 726 and encodes 236 amino acids. Gene Ontology annotation, cellular component: peroxisomal membrane. The record is from RefSeq and is a predicted model, not a curated record. NCBI's taxonomy places the organism in Eukaryota, Metazoa, Porifera, Demospongiae, Haplosclerida, Niphatidae. The transcript is spliced from 3 exons. Gene Ontology annotation, biological process: peroxisome fission.
UUAAGAACACAAGAGAUGGUAGAGCCUACUGCUGUAAGAAUACUCAAAUUACUGGAAACUACUUCAGUUAGGGACAGGGUUUACAGAUUAGUGCAGUAUGCCACUAAGCUGGUCUCAUGGCUGUUGCAGAGGCAAGGGGUUAGUAAGGAAUUUAUUCUAAAGGCAAGGAAGUUAGAACAAACACUUUCGCUAGCCAGGAAAUUAUUUAGGAUGGGUAAAAGCUUUGAUCAUUUACGUGUGGCGAUGCAGACCAUUCACCUAAAGGAUCCCUUCCAACGCUUUGUCAUCACACUAGCCAAACUAUCCCGAUUCCUAUUCCUCCUCUUUGACCAUCUCGUCUGGUUCGGUCGACUACAGUUAUUCUGGAUCGACGCACAGAAAUGGAGCUACCGAUCGACUCGGUUCUGGUUCAUGGGAAUCUUUUUUGGUCUCUUGAGGGACUUUUACGACUUGUUUUCUGCCGUGAGGGUGGAGCAAUCGCGUCUGAGGCACGACAGCACUGGAGCAAAGAAGAAUCUAGCCACAGCCGUCUCUCGAAUGAUCCAGAACAAUCCUGCUCUCGUCUUGGACACUAUUAAAAACUCUACAGAUAUGUUUUUACCACUCUCACUCUUUGAAGUCGGGAAGAAUAUAUCUCCUGGGUGGGUUGGGUUGAUGGGUGUGGUUUCGACGUCUUGCAGUCUUAUUGCCGUUUGGAAUGAGGGUCUCAAGUUACGAUAUAGUUAACUGGACUCCGCCUACAAUGCUUAAUUGAGAAUGACUGAUUUUUGUAACGCAUGAUUACACACUUGAGCAAAUCAAAAUAUUUUAUUCGAUUAAAAAUUUAAAAUUAAUUGAUAAAAUUAAUAUAAUAACAAAUUGACUAAAUUAGUUAAGUGAUCAAAUUUGCAAUUAAUAAA